GGGCAUUUUAAAUAUAAAUAAUUUCUUUGCCUACUUUCACACUUCGGCCUCCUCCCCACCCUUGCCUUCUCACAACCACUUCCCAUCUCGCGCACACUUGCCGGCCUCUCCCCCCCAUACAACCUCCUCCAGCCUAUUUUCUAACCUAUCGACUCGACAUCCCUCAUCAUGGCCGACGACGAGCAGCACAAUGUCACCUUCGAGAGCGCCGAUGCUGGCGCCUCCGAGACCUUCCCAAUGCAGUGUUCUGCCCUGCGAAAGAACGGUCACGUCGUCAUCAAGGGCCGUCCCUGCAAGAUUGUUGAGAUGACCACCUCGAAGACCGGAAAGCACGGUCACGCCAAAGUCCACUUGGUCGCCAUCGAUAUCUUCACCGGCAAGAAGCUUGAGGAUCUCUCUCCCUCCACCCACAACAUGGAUGUCCCCAACGUCCGCCGUCAGGAAUACCAGCUGCUGGACAUCAGUGACGACGGUUUCCUUAACUUGAUGAAGGAAGACGGAACUCCCAAGGAUGACGUCAAACUUCCUUCUGGUGAGGUCGGUGAAAAGAUCGAGCGACUCUUCAGAACUGAGGAGAAGGACGUCAGUAAGUAAACCCCCGCUACCUCUUCUAGAUCACAACGGCCUUUUCCUCUAACUGCUUUAUAGGCGUUGUUGUUUUGACUGCCAUGGGUGAGGAGGUCGCUAUGGAUGCAAAGGAAGUUACCCACUAAGUUAGUACGACAAAUCCUGAAUUACCAUUUUAACAUUAUUCUACCUGCUCUUGCUAGAAUUCUGUGUCCAUAAGCCGUUCCAUUAAAAAAUCACCUACGUGGGCGUUAAGCACCCUUGGAGACGGUCAUCUUCUUUGACUUGCUUGCAUCCGCAGAUGGCAGAAAUAGGUCCUAGCAGCUUUUUCUGGGCUAUGUUUUUCUAGUAUACAAGUGGAUGCUCUUCAUGUGUGGCAUUUCCUAAAUGACAGAGUGAUGAUGAAUGAAAAGAUAUACGAUGUCAAAGCAUUUCCUUCGUUGUACAGCCACCCUCUUCUAUAUCUUGUCCCAUUAGAGUACGCCAGAGAAUACCUUGAAAACCAUUGGCUCACGUGCCACUACCAGUAGCUCCUCUCUAGUCAUCGAAUA
Messenger RNA from Trichophyton rubrum CBS 118892, 1118 nucleotides. Its product is annotated as eukaryotic translation initiation factor 5A. Gene Ontology annotation, biological process: positive regulation of translational elongation; positive regulation of translational termination. Bases 169 to 594 code for a protein of 141 amino acids. The record is from RefSeq and is a predicted model, not a curated record. NCBI's taxonomy places the organism in Eukaryota, Fungi, Ascomycota, Eurotiomycetes, Onygenales, Arthrodermataceae. Gene Ontology annotation, molecular function: RNA binding; ribosome binding; translation elongation factor activity. The transcript is spliced from 3 exons.